Molecule: messenger RNA, 4610 nt
Organism: Lagopus muta (rock ptarmigan)
Lineage: Eukaryota; Metazoa; Chordata; Aves; Galliformes; Phasianidae
Gene: SPATA17
Product: spermatogenesis associated 17
Exons: 10
Coding region: 110-1201 (363 amino acids)
Biological process (GO): spindle organization; establishment of meiotic spindle localization; mitotic cell cycle
Cellular component (GO): spindle pole
Molecular function (GO): protein binding
Source: RefSeq, a predicted model, not a curated record
CCGCUCCUGGCCGGCAGCGCCGCGAGAUACGCCGCUCCUCCCCGCGGGCUCGCAGAGUGGUGCGGCCCCGUUGCCAUGGCGGCUGUGGCGUCGGAAGGGCGGGGGGAGCAUGGCCGCGCUGGUUCGGCUGGAGGCGAGGCUCUCGCGGCUGCGGGAGGAGUAUUUCCUCAAGAACAGAUCUGUGGAUGAAGACAGAAAAACAGUGUACAAAGCUGCUGUCAAAAUUCAGAGCUGGUUUCGAGGAUGCAGAGUCCGAGCCUAUCUGAGAUAUCUGACCAAAAUGGCGAUUUCUAUACAGAAAUGGUGGAGAGGUUAUCAAAGCAGAAGAUACUUCAGAAAAAUGAUUAAGACAGCAUAUUUUAUUAUGAAGAUGAAUUUCUACAAUGAAAUGGCUGUCAGGAUUCAGAAGAGAUGGAGAGGGUAUUACGUCCGAAAAUAUACCCAUAAUUACUAUGCACUGAAGAAGUACCUGGGAGCCAUUUCUCUGAAUAAUGAGAUUGUCAGGAAUGAGCUCCAAGAGUAUGCAGAAAUGAAUGAAAAGGAAAAGAAGAAGAAAGACCUAGAAAAGGAAGAAAAGGAAAAGAAAUACAAAGCCCGAAAGAUGCAUUACCUCCUUAGCACUGAGCAGAUUGCAGGCAUAUACAAUUCACCAUUCAGAAAAUCCCCAGAUCCGAUGGAACUACUGCUCCGGCAGUCAAAGCCAUUGAGCCACAAGCAGCAGCGAGUGAAGAGUCCCUACACAUAUGAUCUCUAUGACUGGCCAACUUGUAAAAGACCUCCAACUUUCCCCACAGGAGAGGCCCUGCCGCCCAUUGGCAGACAGAAACCUCAGGGGCCUUUCCGUGAUACCGCUGAAGUAUUGCGGCAACGCUACAAGCCUUUGGAACCAACACUGCGAGUGGCAGCAUCAAUCAGUUCACCACUAGAGAAGGCCAGAGAGGAAAUGAAAAGGGAGGAAUGGAGAAAAUGUAUACAUGACAAUGAAUUUUUGCCAUUUUCUUCACAUCAUAAAAAUGAGAAGUAUGACCUGUCAAUUCAUGCAUCAGAAAAAAUUGGCAAAGAAACUUACGGAAUUAAGCAUUUCCGAGAAGUACAGCCUAAAAAGUGGAUAGCAGGCAAGGACUUUCAAACUGUGUUACCAUCGAUUGUUCUCUUCGAGAAGUUUGGAAAAACUUACUCAAAAGCUGGACAAAUAGUGUAAUCAUUCUGUAAACUAUGCAAUGUAAGACACUUGAUAAGUAAUCAAUAAAUGUAAUACAGCAAAUGCACAGCAGUAUGUUGACUGAAUGUUCCAUAAAUUACCUUUUUGUAAAGUGAUGUAUACUAUGUCUCAAAUACUGUUAAUUGAUUUUGCUUGAUAUUUAAGCAAUACAGCUUUCAACAUUAAUCAAAGGUGGGUUUUUUUUUGUGCAAGCUUUUGAAAAAGAAGUCAGUAUUAUCUUAGGAAAAUUGAAUGACACUUAGAAACUAUUUCUGAACAUGCUUUUAUUUAAAUGCAAAUUAUUUAUGAUACAAAACUAGAGAAAUCAAGUAAAAGACUCCAAAACACACUUAUUAGGGGUUUGCAAGUGAAGCUAGCUCUAAAAAAGAGAAAAAUUAAGAAAAGUUAAAAUAAAAAAGAGUUAAGUCUAUUUUUUUUUCUUUCAACUACAGAUAUACCCGUUUCAUCAUUGUUCUUCAUCAUUUUCUCUAUUAAUCUACAUCCUUUUUGAAAUCCAUCUUUUCAGAGGGACAGUGGAAUUAGGUAGGCUUUUUAAAUAUAAGAUGCUAUUUUAAAAUAUUUUAAGUCCUCGGUAGGUGAUAUAACUUUACUGUUGAAUAAUGAAAGUUCUAUCAGCUCCAAAUAUACCUUAUUCUUAAAUCACUUUUUCUAUAUCUACUUAAUUUUCUUUGUCAAUGUCCUGUAUUAAGCAGCAUUUUACAUAGUAACGUAUUUGUGUGAUGUUUAUCAAAGAACAUAUGUGAUCUCAAAACUGGAAUUAGACUGCUGUGUUUUCUAGCAUGCAAUUCAACUGCAAAAAGUUGAAUAUCUUCAAAGCUCAUUAAUUUCUAAAGACUCCAAGAAGUUCAGCAUUUUGUCAAGACCAGAUCAUAAAUUCAAAGUGCACAAAUGAGUUUUUACAGGAGUUUUCAGUUACCACACUCUCUCUUCAGUUCAUUUGAAUGCGUUUGAAUCAAGUAGUAUUUUAUCAGAUAGUAUUUGAUUAUAGUGUUUGAAUGAGAUAUUCAGUGAUAGGCUUUUUAUUACUGAAUUUUGUUUUAUUAUUUUCUUGUCCUCUCCAAGUGUUCAGGAAAACUCUAUAGGAUGUAGGUUUAUGUAAACAUGCCUGAGCACUUUCUGAACUAGGAUUCACAAAUUUCACUUCCAUAAGAUUUCAGCUGUUUGCCACUGUGGAAAAGUUCUAGAGCUACGCAAGAGUGAAAGCUCUUUCAGUUCCGCUGCAGUAGGUUAUGAGUUUAAGUAUUGGCUGUAGUGUUGCUACUUUUUGGAAUUUGUGAUUUUCAAGGUUUGAAAAGUUUCUUGUUCUACAUGGAAAUGAGAAAUUCAUUCUGAAAAGUGAGAAGGAGACACCUCAGUGGAUGAGUCUCCCCAUUAAGAUUUAAUCUCAUCAAAUGUAUUCAGAGUGCUUUAGCCGUUUAUAAAGGGGAUUGAGCAUGAUACAUUUUUGCAAAACUGUUGAUAAAUAAAGAUGCCACAGUAAUUUUUAGAUAUGAGAGCUAUCUAUUUGAUUGCUUCAGCUUUAAGGUAGUUCAUCACUUCAGAGAAAUUCACCCUGUGUUACCUUUUUAACUCCAUACCACAGUUUCCCAUCAGUUCGAUUAGAAAUGGCAAUGCCUUUAUCAGAUUAGUCUUUCUUUCUCUUUCUUCCUUUCAGUAUCUCUGACCCCAGGACAAAACAAAGCUUGCCAUGCAGAUGAGCACUGGAAUAGCAGUAGUGCUCCAUAGCAAAGGGUCUGCAGCACAAAUGAAGGUUGAAACCUUCUUGUUUAUUUUAAUUGUCUGACUAAUGCAUAUAUAUAUAUAUAACCCAAGAAGUAUAGGUGCAUAAAUAAAUAUAUUUGCCUCCUCUUAACAAACAAUGAAACAAGUGAAAAAGCGAAACAACACAAAAGGCAAAAAAAAAAAAAAAAAUUAGUUUCUAAUUAACUAGGUACUUCUCACAAGCCUCUUUACACUGUUCACUUUUAUUGAUAGAUAAGCAUUUCUCCCUCCUUCCUUCCCUUCCUAACUUCCUCCCUCUGUUACUGAAUAGUGUGUACUUUAGAGGAAAUUUUUCUGUUUUAUAGGGGAUGUUGCAACCUCUUCUCACAGUUCAGUCUUACAAACAUAGGAUGGCUAUAGAUAGAGGCACAGGGAAAGGAACUGAAAAUCUGAAGUGAACUCAUGAAUCCGAAAGAUAUAUAGUUCCCUAGAAAUCUAGUGGGAUAUGACAAUUGACAGACUACUCACAGCAGUAUCCAAAAAUCAAAAGAAUCACUGCAAUGCCAGGGAAGUAGAUGACUAUAAUUUGUAAGUCCUUAAGGGAAAAAAAAAAAAAAAAGGAAGGAAAGAAGGAAAAAAAAUACAAAAAAACCCCAACCAACUCUAAUUGCCUCAUCGUCAGCAUGAAGCUAGAAAUGCACAAUCCUUGCUUCUCAGACGUGGAAACACAAAUGUUUUGUUGUCAUUUGCACUGAUUGAAUCCACUUGCAUAGAAGAGAAAAACACUGUUGGGCAUUUUCAUAUUGUAUGGCUAAAGAUGCUUAUCAAAUAUCUUCAGGAAGCAGCAGAUACUGGGAAGAACCUGUAAUACUGUCUUGCUAGCAGAAUGUUACUAUGCCACUUGUCUAAUGCAUAAAAAGAUUGUAACUUAAUACUUUGACACUCAGUGCUACCUGUUCACCUUAAAUACGUCAUAGAUCUUGACAGAGUCAAACAAUAAUUUUAUUUAUUCCUGUACCACAUACACUGGCCUACAUUCCACGUAUUAAAGAUUCAAACCAUUUAUGCUAAUAAUCUUUGGGUUUAACCACUAGUGGGGAUCGCUGCACUUAUAAAAAGGAUUCAGGCAAAGUCAUUAAAAUGGAAUAUUUUUCUGCUACAAGUUGCUCACAGGAUCUCAUGUUAUGAGAAUUUUCUGGGAUACUUGAAAUGUCUGGUAACAUUUCUUCUCAAAGAAUCUAUCUGCUGUUAUCCUGUGGAUUAAAGAUCUUUUGGUGUUGCUGCCCAAUAAUUUUGUUUGAGUCCUACAUAAAUGAUGUCAUUAACACAGAAAAUCUCUUAAUUUAAGCAAUCUAAGGGCUGUCUUCUGGGCUGAUCCAAGACGCUCUCAACACUCCUCAUAGAAAACAUUUAGCUUGUAAUGCCCUCUAGAGGCAGAAUAACAUUAGUAGUGUUGACUACAUUUUGAUUUACUCUGUAAACAAUUUUCUGGUCUAAAUUUGAUACUGAAGCUUUCAAGCAAAAGGGCAUUUUUUGGUUGGUUAGUUGUUGUUUAAAAUAAGCCACACUUCAAAUUGUAUGAAAGAGGUCUGAUGGUAGGAACACUGUGAGUGAUCUAGGUCCUUCAUUCUGGAUUUACAGUGAAGGCUGUGUUCAGCUGAGCUGUGACCACAUUUUAACUGCAAAG